AUGAAUAGUGAUAGUACAAAUAGUUUUAAUAAUAGCAGUACAGAAACAGUUAUAAGCGAAAUAAGUUUUAAUAGUUCUUAUAAUAAUAAAGAUAACAUAAAUAAUAAAAUAGUAGACGAUCUAGAAAUAUUAUCCAUAAAGUUUUUUUCAAUAACUGAAAGAUUAAAACUAAAUAAUAAAAAACUUCAAAUCUCCAUAGAAGACACCAACAAUAUAUCAAACCAAUUAUUAAUAAUAGAAAAUGAUAAUAUUAAUUUCGAAAAAACAAUAAAAAAAAUAGAAGUAAUACAAAAACAAUUAGAAUUAUUAACAAAUGACGAGUUAAAAGAAGAAAAUGAAUUAAAAUUAAAAAGUCAACAAUUAGAAAAUGAACUCGAAGAAAUAAUAAAAAAAAGAAAUGAAGAAAGAAAAUAUUACUACGAUAGGGUUAAAGACUUUGAUUGGUUUAUUGAAUUCUAUACAAACCCAAUUAAUAUUAAAGAAACAAAAAAUAUUCAAAAACUGAAAAUACAACAAGAAUCAUUGGGUUAUUUAAAGGAUUUGUAUAUGAAAAUUGGCCAAAAUGAAACAAUUCAAAAGAGAUUUGAAUGUGAUUAUGGAAAUUAUAAAAGAAAAUUAAAAGAUUUAGAAGAAAAUAAAAAAAGGAAAAAUAUUGAAAUUGAAAACUAUAAUGACAAAAUUCAAAAACUAAAUACUGGUUACUUUAUCUUUGAUGAAGAAUUAUUAUCAAUGCAAAAUAAAAUUAAAGGUUUAAAAAAUUCAAGUUCAAAUCAACCAUCAAAUACAACAAUAAUAACAAAAAACAAUAGUAUUAAUAACAAUAUGAAUAACAAUAGUAUUAAUAAAAAUUUAAAUAAUAAAACAAAUCAAAAAUGUAGUUUGGGGAUAUCAAAACCAACUUUACCAACUGUAAAACAGUUUUUAAACAAUACACAACAACACCAACACCAACACCACCAACAACAACAACAACAACAUAUAUCACUGACACUUAAACCACCAAUUAGAAGUAUUAAUACAUCCACAAACUACAAUAGCAAUAAUAAGACUACAAACAAUAACAAUAAUAACAAUAAUAACAAUAAUAAAGGGGAACAAAUGGUUGGGCCAAUUCAAAGAAAUUUCAAUAAUAUAUAA
Messenger RNA from Dictyostelium purpureum, 1137 nucleotides. RefSeq lists its product as uncharacterized. Lineage: Eukaryota; Evosea; Eumycetozoa; Dictyosteliales; Dictyosteliaceae. The transcript has 4 exons. The record is from RefSeq and is a predicted model, not a curated record. Bases 1 to 1137 code for a protein of 378 amino acids.